AUGCCCAAAAGAAGGCGAGAUUUCAGCUCCUGUUUCCACGAAAAGGCUCUGGAGCACCCUAAAGUUGAAAUGUCACAUUGCUUCAAUAUGAGAUCGUACGGCUGCAAGUCAUCUAUGCCUUGCGGAGGCGCGAGUGACAGCCAGACCACAGGUCUGGGAAAGCCACCCGUUCCUCACAAGGCGGACUGGCUCGUUGCUCUGUAUUGA
Messenger RNA from Fusarium venenatum, 207 nucleotides. Lineage: Eukaryota; Fungi; Ascomycota; Sordariomycetes; Hypocreales; Nectriaceae. The record is from RefSeq and is a predicted model, not a curated record.